CAAAAAGAGUUCAAUAGAUUUUAAUGUGAAAAUUUGGCUGAAGUUGCUGACCCUUACCUCAUAAUCAUUAACAAGAGUCAUGGGCUAUUCUUGAGUCAUCACUUUUAUGUACACUACAGUGAGGAUUCUUGAUAUGACAAUUCUUUUGGUCUUCACGAAAAACAAAGAAAAGAAAAGAUGGAAGGCUUUACUUUUUUUGUGCACUUAAUUCCUCAAACAAUUUAAGUUGAUUUGAUGAGAGAAACUUUUCUUACCCAAAAAUCACUUUAGAAGUACCCAAGAAAAAUGCAGUUAUUGUUUUGUCUGAAUGUGUAUUUUUAGAUAACACAAAUUUUUUGUCCGAAUGUGUAUUUUUAGAAUUAUAUGUGAUGGUUUAAAGUUUCACGGGAUGGACUACUUUUGAGUUCAAUUAUACGUUAAGAAAAUUAUAAUUUUGUCCUCACCACACUUUGGUCCGUGAGCUGAGCAGGGUACUAUAUAAUUGAUAUUUAUUAUAAAGGUCAAUAUUUGACCAUUAACUUGCAACUAGCUGCCUCAAACAAGAGACAUUUUCCCUUGAAAAUCUAUGCAUCACAUUCCAAUUGUUGGUACAUGUCAAAACCUACCCCCCCUUAAUUCACUUUUAUAUGCCAAAAAUUCUACCUUAGUUCUGUAUCCCAAAUGUAGUAUACCAAAUCUGUAGUAAGGAAAGAAGUUUCCAUGGAAAGGAAAAAGUUAGAAAGUGAGGCAAGUCAUGUUGAGAACUCAACUGAGCUCAAAGUUCCAGUAAUAUACUACCUUUGUAGAAAUGGUCAGCUUGAACAUCCACAUCUCAUGCAUGUUUCAAUUUCUUCUCCACAUGGAACACUAUGUCUUAGAGAUGUGAUAAAUAGAUUGAGUUUUCUCCGAGGAGAAGGAAUUGCUAACAUGUAUUCUUGGUCUACCAAAAGGCGUUACAGAAACGGGUUUGUGUGGCAAGAUUUAUCCGAGAAUGAUUUGAUUUACCCGAGUAACAGCAACGAAUAUGUCCUCAAAGGAACACAACUCAUAGAACCUUCUUCAUGUUUUCGAUCCUAUGAAACAAUAUCAAUGCCAAGCUCCAAAAAUUCCAAUGAAACAAAUAGCUCUAGCAUGGAUGCAGACUCCCCUUCCACAAUGAAGUGUUCGCGCCACGAUUACAAGCUUUACAAGGCAAUGACAUGCAGGGAGUUCGCUGCGAAAGCAGCUGACGCUUCGACUCAGACAGAGGAAAAGGGUAGGCAAAGAAUGGAAAUGGAGCAAGCUGAAGGGUUAGAAGGAAAUGCUACAAGAAAGUUUAGUGAGACUGAGAAUGGAAGGUCUUUGUCAUUGGAGUAUUAUGGAUCAGCAGAUAUCAGAAACCAAAAGAUAGAGAAUGAACGUCCAAGUGGGAGGAUGAGAGCAACAGAAGUUUUGAUGCAGUUUGUUAUGUGUAGAAUUGGGAGUACUAGAGAGGAUUUGUGACUCAGUUCUGAAAUUGGUUGAAAUUUAAGAAUUAGGUUAAUGAGCUUCAAGAACUAGGAGCGGAAGGACCAUUGACUGGAUAGAAUGCUAAGAAGCUAAAAGAACAAUUAGAGAAACAAAUUGUUAAUUUUCUUAGUCUUAAGACCUCUGAAAAGAUUGAUCCACAUUAUAUUAAUCUUUUGGUCAUAGAAAUAUCUUAAGACUUAAUUUUAAUUUUGGGAUGUAAUAGUCAUACCUUAUAAUUAGGAAUUAUGUUGACUUGUGUGUGUGCCUAAAUAUUUGGUAGUUUGGACACAGUGUCAUUAGUUGUGUGUAGCCUAAGUAUCAUGUUAUUUUGUGUUAGGCUAUAUAUGUUUUUUAUUGUAAUACAUAGAGAGACUUUUUUAAAAGAAGAAAACACUUA
Molecule: messenger RNA, 1864 nt
Organism: Cicer arietinum (chickpea)
Lineage: Eukaryota; Viridiplantae; Streptophyta; Magnoliopsida; Fabales; Fabaceae
Product: protein SOSEKI 5-like
Source: RefSeq, a predicted model, not a curated record